Molecule: messenger RNA, 1346 nt
Organism: Cynoglossus semilaevis (tongue sole)
Lineage: Eukaryota; Metazoa; Chordata; Actinopteri; Pleuronectiformes; Cynoglossidae
Gene: dap3
Product: death associated protein 3
Exons: 14
Coding region: 192-1346 (384 amino acids)
Biological process (GO): apoptotic process
Cellular component (GO): mitochondrial ribosome; mitochondrial small ribosomal subunit
Molecular function (GO): structural constituent of ribosome
Source: RefSeq, a predicted model, not a curated record
CAUCACUUCCUGCUUUGAGAUCAAUGAUGGCGGUGUCCAUGGCUGCUCAGGCACAUUGACAUCGCUAGCUGGUUUGCUUGGGACGUCCUGGAUAUUAAACCUUUUAUCGUCUGUUAGUUUCUUUUUUUCUUAGGAUAUUAAUCCCAGUCUUUGUAAAUAAAAAACUGACAAAGCUGACUGCAGCGUUGACCAUGGCACUUCAAAGAUUGACCUUCAGACUACGGCAAACGGUAUCACAUGUUAGGACUCUUCAUACCAGCGGAUGCCUGCAGCAAGAACCUUUGGCCUUAGAGUCAGAGCCUGACCCUCCCUCCAUCUUCAGAACCCGAGAAAGUAACCCGGCAUUUCACUCUGAGGACCACAUCGGACAGUAUUACACUCUGCCUCCCUCGGACAUUCGCACCGUGUUUCCUCAUGGUUUACCCUGGAGCUAUCGAAAACAGGUGAAGACGUUCAACGAAGGCUGUGUGAUGGUCAGGCAGCCUGCUCUGGAGGUCAUCUCCUCCCUGAAGAAAGCGGACUACAGCAAACCUGCCAUAAGAUAUACUUUCUAUGGUGUAGGUGGCAGCGGGAAGACGAUGUCGCUGUGUCACACAGUUCACUACUGCUUCACACAGGGAUGGCUGGUGCUGCACAUUCCUGACGCCUUCAUCUGGGUGAAGAACUGCAAGGAGCUGCUGCCCUCGUCGUAUAACAACUCUCGCUUUGAUCAACCUUUGCAAUCUGUAGAAUGGUUACGCAAUUUCAAAAUCACAAACGAGAAAUUUCUGUCAAAGAUAAAGACAAAGCAUCGUUAUGUGUGGACAAAGAGAGAGUUCACUGAGGAGGGCAGUCUUCUGGGACAGCUGGUGGAACAGGGCAUAUCUCGUGUGAAGAGCAGCAGUGACGUGGUGGGGGCGCUGAUAAAGGAACUGAGGCUUCAGAGUGGACAACCAGAGUCCGUCUUCCGUCUCGCUGUGGCCAUAGAUGGUGUCAAUGGUCUGUGGGGAAAGAGCACCAUCAAGAAGGAGGAUAAGAGCAUUGUGGAACCACAGGCGUUGACUGUAGUCCAUAACCUGAGGAAGCUAAUGAAGAACGACUGGACUGGAGGAGCCGUCAUCACCACUGUCUCUCAGACUGGGUCUCUUUUUGUCCCCAAGUCAGUCUACCUGCCACAUGAGCUGCUGGGAGAGAGCGGCUUUGACUGCAUGGACCCGUUCGUCCCCGUGUCGGUGCCCAAUUACAGUGUCAAAGAGUUUGAAAGCUGUUACCUCUACUACAUCGACCGCAACUGGCUGCAGCUCCCACAGAGCCGAACAGAGAAUGGGAAGAAAGAACUCGUGAGCUUCUCCGACAUUAACCUGUGA